This is a messenger RNA of Arachis duranensis, 983 nucleotides long. RefSeq lists its product as uncharacterized. The record is from RefSeq and is a predicted model, not a curated record. NCBI's taxonomy places the organism in Eukaryota, Viridiplantae, Streptophyta, Magnoliopsida, Fabales, Fabaceae. The transcript has 7 exons. The coding region runs from base 243 to 707 and encodes 154 amino acids.
UUGCAAUGUCUUUGCCGAUCGCCGUCCCUGUGAGCCCGAUGCCAGAGCAUGUCGCCAUCGCAGCUUCUUGGGUUAAUCAAUAAUCACUGAAGGACAGGAAAAUAUUGAUCCAGAUGCCCUACCUUUUGCAAGAAAUUUAAAAGAAAUGGAUUGUUAAGGACUCAGGGGAAGGAGCAAGCCAUGUGGAAGUGGUAUUAGAGGCCCUCAAGGAUUUAACAUGAACAAGACCAACUAUAUUUGCCAUGUCAAAUCCAACAAAGAAUGCUGAAUGCAGCCCUGAAGUAGCAUUCUCCAACAUUAUUUUUGCAAGUGGAAGUCCAUUCAGGGAUGUGGAUCUUGGUCAUAGAGGGAGUGAUGGAUUGCAUGGGUAUGUACCAUCUCUUGAUCAUGUGGUUGCAGACGUAGAGCUUGACAAGUUGAGGAAAACGUUCGAGUUGAUAGAAGCAGAGAAUGUUUAUCUGAAUAAGUCAAUUGAGAGAAUGGACAAAGAGUUGCAUGAAGCCAAAGACACAAGUUUCCAUUUAAGUCAUCAAAUUGAAAACUCAGAAAAUCUGGUUAAGAAGAAAGAAGUAGAACUGUUAGCAAUGGAGAAAAGGCUAAAGGCAUCAGAGACAUUAAACAUCGGGUUCUACAGAGCUAUUAAGGAGCUGAAGAUGGAACAAGAAGAAUCAAGAAUGAUCAAAGAAGAUAUGGACAGAAAGGUGUGAGGAUUAUGCAAUUUGCUUUUUGCUUUCAACCAGAAUGACAUCACACAAUUACACAGCAAGUGCCAAAUCUGUAUCUCUUUAUUGUAUAAGUUCAAGAGUUUCUCAAUCUGCCAUUGCUGCACUCUUUUGUAAAAUCAAUUUCGGCCAGAAGCAAUUCUCUACUUGCACUUUGAGAUGUAUGGUUAUCUUUUGUAUAUGAUUAUAUUAUAAGCCUGUCUUUCUUAGUUGUUUUCAUUGUUUUCAUGUGAUUACAAAUUUUCUAUUUCUUUAAAAAAA